AUGGUUGACGGCAUAGACUUAACCGAGGAUGAAAAUACCAAAGGUCACGGCGAACCUAACUCCAUUUCGCUAUUAAAAUUCAAUCCCGAAAAGAAAAAAAAAGCGACUGACCCAGACCGAGAAGGCGAAGGAAUCGCUCAUGAAAUUACCCAACUACUCAAACUAGACCCUUCUCAAUACCAACGUCUACUUUUUUAUGAAAUAACUCCACGCAAUAUUAAAGAAGCGUUAGCCAACCCCUUGCCCCUUGAUAAAAACCUCAUCGAGGCACAAAUUUCCCGGCAAGUUCUCGACCGCAUGAUUGGUUUUUGUUUGAGUCCAAUUUUACAAAAAAAACUCCGGGCUUUAUCAGCCGGUCGGGUCCAAUCGGUAGUUCUUAAAUUAAUUAUUGAACGUGAAUUGGCUAUCAAAAGUCACGCCAAAAAAAAAGAAUAUAUUAUUUGUGGAAUUUGUCCGAUUAACGAAAAAAAAAUAACUCUUAAACAAGUAAAUUCACUGAGCGAAUUAAUUAUUUACCCAGAAAAAUCCCAAGCUGAGGAAGUAGUAAAAAAACUAAGUUUGAAUUUUCAAUUAUUAGCGAAAAAAGAAGAAGUUAAAUUUGUGCUUCCUAAAGCCCCUUUUACCACUUCUUUAUUACUUUCCGAAGCCAAAUCUCAACUAGGUUUUUCUAUCGACCAGACUACUCGAUUAGCCCAAAAGUUAUACGAAGGAAUUUGGUUAAAAAAUGAAAAAAAACCGGACGCCCAUGAAGCCAUUCACCCCACUUAUCUUAACUAUCAACCCUCACGCUUAGAAAGUUCUUUAAGCAAUGAAGAAUAUAAAUUAUAUGAACUAAUCUUCCGUCACACUUUAACUAGUUUAAUGAGUCCUGCCAAAGUUAAUAAAAUUACUUACCUUUUUGACAAUAAUAAUUAUUUUUUUGCUACCACGGAAAGGAUUAGCCAAUUCCCAGGUUUUCUCGCCUGUGCUCCCGAAAUUUAUUUACCAAAUUAUAAUAUUAAAUUGGCUAGUGAAUUAGCCGGAAUUAACCAAUUAUUAGCCCAGAAAAUAGAAGUGCAAGAAUAUCAGGAAAAUAAACCGGUUCGCUAUAAUGAAGGAACGUUAGUCCAAACCUUAGAAAAACUUGGCAUUGGUCGACCUUCUACUUAUAACACUUUUGGUCGGAUACUAAUUAAAAGAGAAUACGCCGCCUUGAAUGAAAAAGGUCAUUUUGUCCCGACCGAAAAAGGAUUUUUGGUUAACCAAUGA
Messenger RNA from Entrophospora sp. SA101, 1248 nucleotides. Lineage: Eukaryota; Fungi; Glomeromycota; Glomeromycetes; Entrophosporales; Entrophosporaceae. The record is from the annotation of a GenBank genome assembly.